Messenger RNA from Colletotrichum phormii, 693 nucleotides. Its product is annotated as glutathione S-transferase domain-containing protein. Bases 1 to 693 code for a protein of 230 amino acids. The record is from RefSeq and is a predicted model, not a curated record. NCBI's taxonomy places the organism in Eukaryota, Fungi, Ascomycota, Sordariomycetes, Glomerellales, Glomerellaceae. Gene Ontology annotation, biological process: L-phenylalanine catabolic process; glutathione metabolic process. The transcript has a single exon. Gene Ontology annotation, molecular function: glutathione transferase activity; maleylacetoacetate isomerase activity.
AUGGGUUACGUCCUCUAUAUCGCCAACAAGCGCUACUCCAGCUGGUCUAUGAGACCCUGGGUCCUCCUCAAAGCCCUCAACAUCCCCUUUGAAGAGCGCCUCCAGACCUUCGUCGCCGGCCUCCGCCAACCCGCCUUCCUCAGCUUCUCCCCCACAGGAAAAGUCCCCACUCUCCAAGAUGGCGACACCACCGUAUGGGACUCCCUCGCCAUCGUCGAGUACAUUGCCGAAGACCACCCAGCCGCCUGGCCGCAAGACAAGGUCGCCCGCGCCUUUGCCCGCAGCGCCGCCGCCGAGAUGCACACAGGCUUCGAGGCCCUCCGAGACCAGUGCUCCAUGAACGUGGCAUUGCGCAUCGACCUCGGCGGGCCGCCCGACGCGGCAUUGCAGCGCGAUCUUGACCGGCUCGAGCAGCUCUGGGUGGAGGGUUUAACGCGCUUCGGCGGGCCGUACCUCGCGGGCGGGGAGUUUAGCGCCGCGGACGCCUUCUUUGCACCCGUUGCGACGAGGAUUCAGACGUUUGGGUUGAAGGUUUCGGAGCCUGCGAUGAAGUAUGUGCAGACGUUGUUGGAGCAUCCUGCUGUGAAUCAGUGGGUCUUGGAGGGUAUUGCUGAGACGGCCAGGGAGCCGUACCAUGAGAAGGACGUAUUGAGAGGACGGAAGUUAUUGAAGGACUUGACUCAGCCUCAAUGA